Molecule: messenger RNA, 2637 nt
Organism: Metopolophium dirhodum (rose-grain aphid)
Lineage: Eukaryota; Metazoa; Arthropoda; Insecta; Hemiptera; Aphididae
Product: cytochrome P450 18a1-like
Exons: 5
Coding region: 609-2147 (512 amino acids)
Biological process (GO): xenobiotic metabolic process
Cellular component (GO): intracellular membrane-bounded organelle; cytoplasm
Molecular function (GO): heme binding; iron ion binding; oxidoreductase activity, acting on paired donors, with incorporation or reduction of molecular oxygen, reduced flavin or flavoprotein as one donor, and incorporation of one atom of oxygen
Source: RefSeq, a predicted model, not a curated record
CGCACGCCCGCACGCACGCACACACGCACGCACACGCCUAUCCCUACUAUAUGGGCUUUCGACACCCCGAUAUAUUAUAAAAGACCAAAAGAAGUACUCUCCCACGAUUAUUUUCAAAAGUGAUCCCAACUCUUCGAUUCCGACGCACGCGUGUCUUGCGUAAACACUGCCUGCAGAGUAUACUUACGCGGCUCGCCGUAUCACACAUUAUUAUAUUAUUAUCCAUCAUCACCACCAUCAUUAGUAAUAUAAUAAUAAUAUAUAUAUUUUAUAUUAUUAUUAUAUCUGUUUUGCGUACCGCUGCUACUGGUGCAGCACUCUCGCGCGCUCGCCGUUAUACCACUGCAGUCGGGUGUGUUGUCCGCACGUUAAAAAUUUUUUUAAAAAAAACGUCGUCUCGUAAUAUAAUAAUAUAACAUAAAUUGUGUUGUAUUAUAUAAUUAUAUUUAUUAAUACAUCCGUGCGAUACGUAUCGUAAUAUCAUAUUAAUUUUACCGUCCGUCGCCAAACUUCGCCCUGCAGCCGUCGCAAAUAGCUCUUCGCCCGUUCGCCCGUCUCGUUCGCAUCGGGCACAUCGGCUCACCGCGCGGCUGAGGAGGCGGCGCGAGAUGACGGCCGAGACCAUGUCCGACGGCGACGGAUACAGCCGCGAACUGUGGCUGAACGCGGUGGCCGCGGCGCUGGGUCUGACCUACUCGGCGUACCGGCAGCUCCGGGCCGCCAGGACGCUACCGCCCGGGCCGUGGGGCGUACCGUUCCUGGGGUACGCGCCGUUCUUGUCCAACCACUGCACGUACCUCAAGUACAACGAGCUGGCCCGCCGGUACGGGUCCAUAUGCUCGUUCACGCAGCGCGGCAACACCGUCAUACUGCUCAGCGACCACAAGCUCAUCAAGACCGCGUUCGACAUGAAGCAGAUCACCGGCCGGCCCAACGACGGGUACAUGGACAUCAUCGGCGGAUACGGAGCCGUAAACAGUACCGGGAAGUUAUGGGAGUCGCAAAGGAAGUUUUUGCACUUGGUACUCCGACACAUGGGGAUGACGUUCACGGGCCACAACAGGUUGAACAUGGAAAACCGAAUAAUGAUCGAAGUGUCUACACUAACGGAAACGUUUCACAAGACCUGCGGCAAACCGAUAGACCUGAAUGCCGGUUCGCUGUGUCUCGCCAUCACCAACGUGAUUAGUUCGUUGACGAUGAGUGUCAGAUUCGAACCGAACGACCCACGUUUCGAGCGGUACAUGCACAUGGUCGACGAAGGUUUCAAGCUGUUCGGCAUGUUGAGGCCGGUGAGCUUGUUUUUGCCGAGACGUCACAUCACGGACGAACGGAAUAUACAGGAAAAAAUCAAGAACAACCAUCAAGAGAUCGCCAAGUACUUUCAAAGCAUCAUCGAGGAGCACCGGAGCACGUUCGAUCCGAAUUCCAUUCGAGACCUGGUCGACGCCUAUUUGCUGGAGAUCAAACGCUCUCAGGAAGCCGGCACGAUGGACCAACUGUUUCAGGGCUUGGACCCGAACAGGCAGGUGCAACAAAUCCUCGGCGACUUGUUCUCGGCCGGCAUGGAGACCAUUAAGAACACGAUUUUGUGGGCCAUGGUGUACAUGCUCCACUAUCCGGAUGUGAUGACCAAGGUGCAGGACGAGAUCGAUUCGGUAGUGGGUCAAUACAAAUCGCCGGUGCUCGACGAUUACCCCAAUUUGCCUUACACACAGGCCACCUUGUACGAAGUACUCCGGAAAUCGAGUAUCACGCCUUUGGGCACGACACACGCAACCACCAGUGACGUAACGCUCAAUGGUUACCAUAUACCGACCGGCGCUCAGAUCAUACCUUUACAACACUUCGUACACAACGACCCGAACUUAUGGGACGAACCGGAGGCGUUCAAGCCGGAGAGAUUUAUAAAUGCCGAAGGCAAAGUGAAAAAACCCGAUUGUUUUUUACCUUUCGGAGUCGGUCGGAGAAAAUGCCUGGGCGAGACGUUAGCUCAGAUGGAACUAUAUUUGUUCUUUUCAACCUUGUUACACGAAUUCGACGUAUGUCUACCGGAUGGCGACGAACUGCCCAGCAUGGACGGUCAAGUCGGCAUCACACUGACUCCACAGUCGUUCAAGGUCGUCAUGAGAGCGCGCAAUAAGUAGAUUUCAUUUCAUUAUUAUUAUUAUUAUUAUUCUCAGAUCCUCUCAUUUAGGUUGUCUAUGUGUUUUUAACGGAAUGUUAUGUAUUUGAUAGAGUAUAACAUUCCAUAGUAAUGUUAUUGUUUAGCUUAAAAAAUGUUUCAUUAUUUAUUUAUAACCGACAUCGUACCUACGCGGUUCCCUAUAAAUUAUAUAUUAUCAUACGUUUUCUAACAUGUAGUUUAAGACCAUACUAUUUAUUUAUUAGCUAGUUUAGUUUAAUUUAUACCGUUUUAAAAUAGAACUAUUUUAUAAUUGUUCGUUUGAAGUAGUUACAAGUGCAUGUUUUCCUAUUGAUAUGUUUAUGUACUUAGUGCCAUAUAUACCAUUUUUUAUAAAAAUUAUUUGAUGUAGUGUUUUAUUUCGUAUUAAGGUAUAAUUGUUGUUUUUUUUUAUAUAUAUUACCAAUGUACAAGCAACCUAUUACAAUUAAAUGUUGAAUGUUUUUUGUCAA